Messenger RNA from Cyphellophora attinorum, 894 nucleotides. RefSeq lists its product as uncharacterized. Lineage: Eukaryota; Fungi; Ascomycota; Eurotiomycetes; Chaetothyriales; Cyphellophoraceae. The record is from RefSeq and is a predicted model, not a curated record. Bases 1 to 894 code for a protein of 297 amino acids. The transcript has a single exon.
AUGCGUCGCAAGUUUGAGCCCUUACCCCAGCCACUGGUCCUCUACGACAUCUCAUCACCCCAUACGCCAUCCUCAUACGCGCCAAACCCCUCCAAGUCCCGCUUCGCCCUCUUGUUCAAGCGGCUUUCCUUUCGCAUUGAAUGGACCGACAUCCUUGAAAUCCCACGAGUUCGCAAAUCUGUUGGUUUGCGCGCCGGACGGAAGCUCGACGACGGCAGCGACUUCUACACCCUCCCGAUCCUGCGCAAUCCUAACACCGGAGUGGUCAUCGGUGACUCCUUCGACAUCGCGCUGUACCUCGAUAAAUACUGGUCUGGUCGCGAUCCGCUUUUCCCAGAGGACUCAACGCUCAAUGGCCUGGACUACCAAACUCCCUACAAACACACUGCAUUCUACGCUCCCCUCACCGACCUCGCGGAUCGAGAGCAAGCCGCAUACGCGCGGUUCAACACAGAAGUCGACACUACCUUCAGCUGCAAUCUUCGGCUCUUCGCCUACAACUUGCCAACCAAUCCCGAGACUGACGCAGAAGUCAAAGCACUCUUCGCCAAGCGAGCUCACCUGCCGAGCUGGGAAGUCUUGAAGAUCACUGAUCCAGAGGCGAGGAAGAAGGGCAUGCAGGAGUUCGAGGAAGGGGUGAGGACACUGGCGGAGUGCUAUCUGAGAAACGGAGGAAAGGGUCCGUUCUUGGAGGGAGAAACGGCCACUUAUGCUGAUCUGAUCGUUGGAGGCUGGCUGAACAUGUUCAGUAAGAUCAUGCCGACGGCGGAGUGGGAAGAAUUCAAAGGGUUCCACGGCGGCGUAUUCGGGAAGCUGUUCGGCGUGCUCAUUGACGGACAGUGGACAAAGCAAGGACCAGCUCCUGGUACUUCUGAGCCCUGGGUCCCGACCUGA